This is a messenger RNA of Saxophila tyrrhenica, 2352 nucleotides long. RefSeq lists its product as uncharacterized. Lineage: Eukaryota; Fungi; Ascomycota; Dothideomycetes; Mycosphaerellales; Extremaceae. The transcript is spliced from 2 exons. Bases 1 to 2352 code for a protein of 783 amino acids. The record is from RefSeq and is a predicted model, not a curated record.
AUGGAGGGUUACAGCGAGCACAGUGCGUCGCAAGGGCCUUCUUCUCCUGGCGGAUGGCAAGUCAUCCCCAACCGCACGCAGCGCGGUCAGCAUCGCGGGCGGGCAUCGCAGAGGAAUCAGCUACCACCACAGCAGCAGCAACACCAGCGCGGUGGAUAUCAGCAGCAGUCUCAUCAGCAUGGGCAGGUUCAGCGCGGACGUGGACGUGGACGAGGGACUGACAAUGGUCGUGGUCGUGGUGGGCGCGGUCGAGGCGCCCAGCAGACGCCCUUCCAGCAGCACCUGGCGGAGCCAGCCGUCACUGCUGACUGCAUCGAAAACGAGAGGCCUGGACAUGUUACACCGCCAGUUUUUGACGCACCUCAAGAGCAACAGCAGCACCAGGGGUUAUCACCACAGAAGUGGCAAGCUCAGCAGGGCCCAUCCGAGGACAGACGUCGCCGCCCACCACCACGUCUCCAUGUGGCGGAAGACAGCAAAGCACUGCAGUCGUGGCGCAACAACGAGCCCUACGCACAGUCAGUUCGUAUACCAGAGGAGCUCGUCUUGCAAAAGCAGUCCAACGGUGCUGAGCCAUUCUACAUCGCCAUCUCUCGCGAGGAGAACUCUUUCAUCUUCACACAGCAUGACAAGGGCACGGGAGGCUCCAUGUCCUUCGGUAUCUGGGGUGAAGAGGAGGCUACUUCCGCUACGAGGCGCAAGAUCCUUGCCCUCGUCGAGGGGUGGCAAGGGCCACAGAAAUCUCGAAGGGCGGCCAUGUUCGGAAGGAAUGUGUCACUGACACCUGCUCGUCGUGUGAGAGCUGAGAAUAAAUGGGCACAAGAAGUAACACGCCAGCGUUUCCGUCAGAGGCCUGCUCAACACGCAUUGUUCGGGGCGAUAGGCACCUUUCAUUGGCCGGUACAACUGUAUCGCCCAGAGGAGGUUCUCGGUACGAGCUUUGAAGCCCUGGAUCCCAUCCGGAUGGACUAUGAGUGUUACAUCAUCUUCGAUUCUGAACGAUCUGCCUUCCUUGUACACGGAAAGGCCAUGGGCGUCCAGCAAGCACUUGUACGUAUCAGGAAGACGUGCUAUCAGAUAGCUGCUCGCCAGCUCUCGCCCGCGAGAUUGUAUUUGCUUCAUUGGGCAGACGUGUCGAAGUUGCCGAGCCAUGUCGUCCUCACGCCAUACAAGAGUGCUGCGGUCCCUUCGGGCGGCACAGAGGGAAGACCUGCCGCUAUGAAUUCCCCUUUUGCCACCGGCACUAAGGAUGCCUAUGAUGAGCCGCAGGAGGCCACCAGGAUCAGCGAGAACCGUAUCCGCGCUGUCAUGUUGCGCUCCUUUCCCAAGCUUCACUACUAUCGCGGCCAGAUCCAGGUGCGCAUCCGCCUGGGCCGCUUUCUGGCAACACUUUUCAAGAAGCCAAAGGAUGAUGCAUACACGUUUGAAGAUUACCGACACAUGAUCACAGAAUCACAGUUCACGGGAGAAGUGACGCAGGAGGUCGGUGACAAAGACAUUGAGCGUUACGCUUUGGAGACUCUGCAGAGCGCCAGGCACUUCUUGGACCCGUCUGUCGUCACGGUAUCGGAACUGACUGAGGUGAGACCCCUCUAUUCCGUGGCGUUCACGUUCGCCGACGAAGCCGGUGACCUUCGCCUGGAGAUCUGCUGGGAGGAAGCAAAAGACACCUCCUACAAAUCGACCGAAUACGAUGUUGUGUACAAGAAAUGGACGAGGCUCGACCGCGACACUGGAACGACGGCAUCUAUCGUCGACAUCGCGCUGAAGGACCUCACCUCUGGUUUGGCAUGGCAGUUCGACAUCAAGGCUGCGCAAGUGAUGGAAGAGUCACGGCUUUCAGCGAAGCUCAAAGCGUUUGCCGAAAGCAUUCGAAUUAACCCCAGCGAGGCGAGCAAGAUGAAUCUUGACAAGCUGCUCGUCACGCACAAACCUCCACACGGCGUCCAACUCAAGUCGAUCCAGCAGAAGUUGGUCUACCGCUACAACAUCAAGUGGUCCGACUUUACGCUCGAACUGGCUCAAUUCCAGGAUCGCAAGUUCUCUCACCAGUCAUCGUCGGCGCUCUCGUCUAAUAUGCCCACGACAAUCUACGAUCCUCGCUGGAGCUUGAGCUUGUAUCGCGGAGACUGGGACAAAAUGUUGGCCUCCAACGAGAACCUACCGAUCGGCGAGCGGACGGAGUGGGAGGACGAUAUUGACAAUUGGCUCCCAGAGGACAUGACGCCAACCUCUGAUCCCGACCACAAAGGUGCUGGGUUUGACCAGCUGAUGGAGAAGCUGAAGACAUUGCAGAAUGUGAUGAAGGACAGCAAGGACACGGAAGUGGGGGGUGGGAUGACUGUCGGUUGA